GCUAUCAGGUUAUCCAAAUUAUAUUGAUGCUGAAUAAAGUGCCAAUAACGCUCGCUCCCAUCCCUCGAAAUAAUAGCGGUUUUCCACAGCAAGACAAUGACACCAGCUUCCCGCCGUGAGCUCCGUAGGCAGGUUGUUAUCUAUGAACACGAAUCUCGUCUCAAGCUUACGUGUGUAUCUAUGGCUUCGUGUCUGCUUACCUACCUACCUAGUCUUAGUCAAAAGAGUAUCACCACACUUCCUCCUAGAAGUAUUUCCACUCUACCGCAAGCCACUUUGCAACCAGCCUUACAACUUUCAGUACCUGACUAUGACUUCGACCGAGGAGACGAAGCGCCUGGAUGAAACCAAUAAUGAAGUGGUAGAAUACGAUUCGGACGGGAGAUCCACGACACCAUACGUUGUAUACCCAGAAGAUGGCUACCCUUCUGACGAAACACACCCUCUUCACCAACUCCUCGAAUCUUUCGGACCUCAAUCGGAAACCAAAUUAGACAUACGUAUAUCAACGGUUAUUGGGAUAAUGUAUUGGACACUCCAUCCAAAGGCGUCGGAAGUGAAGAUACUAGAGGAAAGUUCUAUGGUGGGUAUUUAUCUGGUGGUUGGAUUUUUUGGCUUCAUACCUGCGGUAAGGUUACUGAUAAUUGAUAUUUACAGGUCAUUAGUGCAACGCCACAAAGGCUAGUGAAGCUUAGUGAGUUGUGGAGUUUGAGAGCUCAGUAACUUUUUUGGGAGGAUGGUCGUUCGGUUGGUUACUGUAGAAGUCACACUGUGAAAGGUCGAAGUUGAUGUUGUAUCCCUCGUUUUCCUUGAUCGGCAAAAAGCAUCUGUACGGAGUAAAAUUCAUUUACCUAGGCAACCUUCCGGGCCCUUGACAGAUAGAUAGCCUCACCCACCUCGAAUAUAAUUCUAAGCGCGACCCAUAGAACUCACAACCUUCAUUGUUUAAUCACAUUCUCUACAUCUCCCAAUGCGAAAUUAAUUAUGUCGCAAUCUCACUCUAUACUAUCAUCGCUGAUUCUCCUUGUUGCAAUUAUCUUCUGUAUCCCGCAUGCCAUCGCAGCACCUUGGACCACGGAUGGUCAUGCUCAAUUAUCAACUGUAACCCCGCGACAUCCUACACAAGAACCAUCGGGCAUUAGAUACCGCAAUGUGAUUCCCCAAUUGACCUGGUUGUGUGAUACUGCGAUAGAAAAGAUAUUUGGUCUCCCUCCAAAGGUCGCAAAGAGACCUGGUGUUCCAGGAAAUGUUGCGCGACCUACCAAUGCCCAACUUCCAGCGACUUUACUGGCGAAAUAUGGCGGCGAUGUGGUUCUGCGAUUCAACCUCAGUACUCCGGCAGAAGAACAGGCUUUGGCUGAGGCGGCAGAUACACUAUUUUUGGAUGUUUGGGAAUUUACAAGCAAUUGGGCGGACAUUCGUUUGAGGGAAGAUGAUGUAUGUCAAAUCAUCGUUAGAUGUUGUCGCAAUGCUAACUGCUGGAAUAGGUCCCCUCUUUACUCGGCCUUUUGCCAAAAUCUCUACAAACUGCAUACUCUCAUCUGAUGCCUGACUUGGCGAAAAGUAUUUAUCAAUCCUACCCAUCGAUGGCAUAUGCAGAUGCAGCCUUUUCUUCGAAGCAUGUUGAAAGGGCAUUCACUCCAGCUUUGAGAACUAGUAAGGUCGAGGGUGCGGAUAAUAUAUUCUUUCAAAAUUAUCAACCACUGUCCGUCAUUAUACCAUGGAUGCGCCUCAUGUCUUCCAUGUUCUCAACGCAUGUUCGAAUGAUCAACAUCGGAGUUUCUUAUGAAGGUCGCGAUAUCCCGGCUUUAAGAAUUGGUGUAUCACCAAAUCUACCUUCAGAAACAACCAAGCCACGGAAAACUAUUAUCUUAUCUGGUGGGUUUCAUGCUCGAGAAUGGAUAUCAGUUAGCUCCGUGACGUACGCUGCUUGGUCUUUAAUUACUUCUUAUGGGAAAUCGCCAGCUAUCACAAAGCUUCUCCAGGAAUUCGAUUUCGUCCUUAUUCCUAGUAUUAAUGUUGAUGGAUAUGUGUAUACCUGGGAGAACGACCGUUUAUGGCGCAAAAACAGACAGCAGACCAAUCUUCGAUUCUGUCGCGGCCUCGAUUUGGACCGUGGAUUUGGUUUUGAAUGGGGUUCAUCGACUCAAAUUAACCCUUGUUCCGAAAGUUAUCCAGGAGACGCACCUUUCCAGGCUGUUGAAUCGCAUAGAUUUGCGGAAUGGGCUAAGAAUGAGACCGAGAACAAUAAUGUUCAUUUUGUUGGUUUCUUGGAUUUACAUUCGUAUUCCCAGCAAGUCUUAUAUCCUUAUUCUUAUUCCUGUUUAGCCGAUCCACCUAGUCUAGAAAAUCUGGAAGAACUAGGCAUAGGACUUGCAAAGGCCAUUAGAAUAUCUAGUGGGGAACAAUAUACUGUUGCUUCUGCUUGUGAAGGUGCUAUCUCUUCGAAAAUCCCAGGCCACUCAUCGACAUCUAGAAUGGAAAUGGGAGGAGGCUCCGCUAUUGAUUGGUUUUAUCACGAAUUAGGAGUUCGUUACAGCUAUCAAAUUAAGCUGAGAGAUACUGGAAGUUAUGGAUUCUUACUUCCAAAAGAGAACAUUGUUCCUACUGGUGAUGAGGUAUUCAACGUUAUCAAAUACUUUGGUGAUUUCCUUCUUGGCGACAAAGGUAUUGAGAAAGCAAAAUCUUCAAAUGAAGACUCGAUCACAGAACCCGUCAAAUUAGAAUCACCCCUUGGAGUUAAGGAAGAAGAGUCGGUGAUUCCUAAUGAGCUAGAAGACGAAUAUGAAGAUAUCAACUGGGAACUGAAGCGGAGGAGGCGGGGGUAAACAAGAUAAAUUGAUAUUGAUAUUUAUAGGCGUUGUGGUAACCAGGUAAUACCUUCUGGAUGAGGCACUUGUAGGUUGUAGGCGUUAGAGUAAUCACAGUAAUUACAAAAUUGAAUUCACAUGUUAAUACUCCGUACUAAGGUACUUGGUAGAUAUAAAUACUCCACAUGUAAAUCAUUCACAAGGCAUAAAAUUACCCAUCCAACCACUAUUGCAUACUCUGCACAUAGCUCUGCAUACCUAAAUAGUUGUAAUUAGCACAUACCGCACACAUAUCACGACAUGAGUACAUAAGAUACCUAGGUAGGCA
This is a messenger RNA of Sclerotinia trifoliorum, 3138 nucleotides long. The record is from the annotation of a GenBank genome assembly. NCBI's taxonomy places the organism in Eukaryota, Fungi, Ascomycota, Leotiomycetes, Helotiales, Sclerotiniaceae.